This is a messenger RNA of Heterocephalus glaber (naked mole-rat), 3596 nucleotides long. It is a transcript of the gene Timp2, whose product is annotated as TIMP metallopeptidase inhibitor 2. Gene Ontology annotation, biological process: negative regulation of endopeptidase activity; response to hormone; response to cytokine. Gene Ontology annotation, molecular function: metalloendopeptidase inhibitor activity; protease binding. Gene Ontology annotation, cellular component: extracellular matrix. The record is from RefSeq and is a predicted model, not a curated record. Lineage: Eukaryota; Metazoa; Chordata; Mammalia; Rodentia; Bathyergidae.
AGCAGAGGAUCCUCGGAGCGCAAUAAAACGCCGGCUCGGCCGAGCGCGCAGCAAACACAUCCAUAGAAGGCCUGCGGGGAGUCGCUCGCUCGCCGCCCCUUCCCCGCUUUCUUCGCCGCCACCGAGCAGCUGCCCGCGCCGUGCCCUCGCCGCCCCGAGACCCAGAGAGGGGAAAGUUCGCGCCGGUGCGCGGGGCAGGUGAGGAGGGGCGUGCCGGCCCCCGCCGACCCCCGGCCCACCAUGGGCGCCGCGGCCCGCAGCCUGCGGCUGGCGCUCGGCCUGCUGCUCCUGGGGACCCUGCCGCGCGCUGCCGACGCCUGCAGCUGCUCCCCGGUGCACCCGCAACAGGCGUUUUGCAAUGCGGACGUAGUGAUCAGGGCCAAAGCGGUCAGUGAGAAGGAGGUGGACUCCGGGAACGACAUCUAUGGCAAUCCCAUCAAGAGGAUUCAGUAUGAGAUCAAGCAGAUAAAGAUGUUCAAAGGACCUGAGAAAGACAUAGAGUUUAUCUACACGGCCCCCUCCUCGGCAGUGUGCGGGGUCUCACUGGAUGUUGGAGGGAAGAAGGAGUAUCUCAUUGCAGGAAAGGCCGAGGGGGAUGGCAAGAUGCACAUCACCCUCUGUGACUUCAUCGUGCCAUGGGACACCCUGAGCACCACCCAGAAGAAGAGCCUGAACCACAGGUACCAGAUGGGCUGUGAGUGCAAGAUCACACGCUGCCCCAUGAUCCCAUGCUACAUCUCCUCUCCGGAUGAGUGCCUCUGGAUGGACUGGGUCACAGAGAAAAGCAUCAAUGGCCACCAGGCCAAGUUCUUCGCCUGUAUCAAGAGGAGUGAUGGCUCCUGCGCAUGGUACCGUGGGGCGGCGCCCCCCAAGCAGGAGUUUCUGGACAUUGAGGACCCGUAAGGGGCCACCAGCACCCCUGUGGCCAAUUGAGAAGCCUCCAAGAGUUUAGACUGGUCCAGCCCUGACGUCCCUUCCUGGAAGCAGCAUGAAUAAAACUGUCAUCCACAUGGGUCACAUCAGUGUGAUUCUGCCCCUCCCCAUUGUCCUUCUAAGCAUGGUUGUGGGCUGAAGGGAAUGGUGGGCUCAGAUCCUCCUGUAUCACUCCCUCCGCCAGCCUGCGUACCGUGUGUCUGUCUUCAGUCCUGGUGUGGGCCAGGGUGGGACACAGACUUCCCACUCAGGCCUCCUUGGCACCAUCACAGAGGCCAGGCAGGGAGCACUGAGGGAUCUCCGUGGCCUGGUCAGGGCAGAGCCUGGAAAUGUGCAUUUUGCAGAAACUCUUGAGGGUCACUGUAAGACUAUGUAGCAGGCCUACCAGGUCCUUUUCAUCCUGAGAGGGAUGUGUCCCUCGUUUUCUGCAGCAGCCACCUCUCUGGCCUAGGGUGGCCAUCCCUGCUCCUUGCAAGUGCCCCUCAUCUCCCCUGGGCCCACCAUGGACUCCCAGCACCUGUGACUCCCCCAGGUCCUGGAGCAGUCCUGGAACCAGUGGCUCAUUCUUACAGAAGCCCUACUCAGUCAUGAAUCUGCAGAAUUCCAGUAGGAGCUUCCCUUGGGGCUCAUAGAGAUGUGCAGCAGGAGACCUUGCUGAGCUACAUUUUGACUUCAGCCAAGUCUCUCCGGCCCCCCACCCCACAGACCCCAGCCCCAUGUGGGGAUCUCUGCAGUACCCUGCAGGGCAGUUGUCCGGUAGGCAGGUUGCUUGGCUGCCCUUGUAGUUCACCCUAAGCUUCUGCAGUUUCUUCUGCCUCCUUCCUGUCUGGCACUGGGGAGCUGGAUUGAGCCACAGAGCUUUGGUUCCCCCAGGCUGACAUGCAGCUUGGCUGGCCGAGUCCUGUUUACACACAUUGAUGCAAAUGCUGGUCCCACAGGCUUAGAGACAUCUCCCUCCAAGACUAAUGAGCACUAUUUCUGCUGCAGAUUUCUGCAGGUGACAUUAGCUAAGUGUACUAUGCCCCACCCCGGGAGGCAGGCAACUUGCGUGACACUCAGUUCUUUCUGGGCCUCCAGGAUGCUGUGACCUGUCUUAAGGAACAUCUCAUUUUUCUAAAGAUGAAUUCUUAGAUGAUGUGUGACCUGAGUUGAUUUGUGCCAAGAUCUGCUUCUGUUUCCUAUGUCACAGAGAUUACCCACUUCCAGACACUUCACAGGGAACUAGGGAACCCACUGUGCCAGAGAAAUGGCUUUCUGGUGCCUGGACCAUGGCAGAACUUUCUCAGUGACAACACAGAGAGUCUUACUUCUUUUCCUACCUAUGUUAUAAAGGUAAACUUCUCUGCAGACACACACACACACACACACACACACACACACACACACAAAAUGCAAACACAUUCAUGUGUGCGCGCAAAAUGCAACUGAAAUCUGGCAGCCUGGGAGUGGCCCUUCUACAAAAUGCUUCCCAAGUCACCAUCCUCUAAGCCUGUUCCAUUCUGCAGCGGUCCCAAGCCCCUGAAGACUCCUGACCCCCAAGUGGCAUGCAGCUCCUCUGCCCACUGGGACCUGGUCAGCACAGAACUCGAUGACUUCCCUUUCUAGGACAGACUGGGAGAACAUCCAGGAAUCAGGCCCUGCCCCUAGGUCAUUUUCAUGCUGUACAGUGAUAUACAGUUGGUGAGAUGUCAUAAUGGACCAGUCCAUGUGAUUUCAGUAUAUACAACACCACCAGACAGCCCCCCCCAUCAAUAUAACACCCCACCCUGUUUGCUUCCUGUAUGGUGAUAUCAUAUGUAACAUUUGCUCCUGUUUCUGCUGACUUCUGAAAUGUUUGGGUUUGUUUUGACAUCCGCUGUGAUCAUUCCUGUGCUGUGAUUUUUAUUACCCUGGGUAGGUGUUAGACUUGCACUUUUGAGACACAGUUACUGCAUCACGGAAGCAUCUGACCCAGAGUGGAAGGCAUGGCAUGGUAGCUGGCCCGUGACAGUGGAUCCCUUCAAAUCUUUUCUUUAGUUCCUUGAGCAUCUUUGCUUUUUCUGCCUCCCAUCUUUUGUUCUUGAGUUCAGAUUAUUACUAAGGAGAGGGCCUCUGAGUAGGCUGGUUCUAAGAUAUGGCCUUUAUAUUCGAUCCACGCACACUGGUUUUCUAACCAUGCUGAGCAGCAGAAGAAAACAAGGCAGAUCAAAAGGAAGUGCCCGUGGCAGCCGAGAGAUGGAGCCACUCAAAUCCCUUCACAGUAAAUAACUGCAAUAGAUACAUAGUUUAAGAAGGCUCUCCCUUUGGCCUUGUUUAAUUUAUGUUAUAUUCUAAGCACCGCUCUCUUCUCCCUCUAUUCUCAUCAUGCAAGCAAGUCAAAAUAUUUAAAAUGAAGUUUACAUUGUAGUUGUUUUAAAAAUCUUUGCUUGAUAAGUAUUAAGAAAUAUUGGACUUUUCUGCCAUAAUUUAAAGCUUUGUUGAUUUUGUUUUUGUUUGGAUUUCUUUUUGUUGUUGUGGGGGUAGCAAUGUGUUCAUGCUGGAAUAUGAAGUCUGAGACCCCCCUGUGCUGGGAACACAUGAGAUUGUUGAAAAUCAACAAGCAGACUGCGCAUGUCUCUGAUGCUUUGUAUCAUUUUUGAGUGAUUGCUCCGUCAGUGGACAAUAAACAAUAUUAUCAAAGAGAA